UUUCCUGAAUAAAUUAAAAUGGAAUCGGUAAAAAAAGUAACCUAAGAUAAGAAAUGUUUGGAAAUAAUUUUUUGAAAUUGUGUUCUUUACAUGGCUUUUUGAUGAUUAAUAUAAUUUAUAUGGGAUGCAGCAACAAUGAAAUUAAUAUAGGAUACAGUGCAGAGGACCAAAACUUCAAAACCAACAAGAGAAUAAUAGGAGGAAUCAAUGCAGAAAAAAAUGAGUUUCCAUGGCAAGCAAUGUUAAAAUGGAAUGUUGGAAAAAUGAAAGAUGAACUUGUAUGUGGUGGAUCACUUAUUGAUAGUAGAUUUGUAUUAACUGCAGCCCAUUGCUUUAUUCAUAGUAUGAAAACUGAACACUAUUAUGUUAUACUAGGAGAGCACCUUCAAAGUGAAAAUGAAAAUGAACAAAGAAUUGAUAUAAAAACAAUAAUUAUUCAUCAAAAUUUCAACGAAAUUACAUAUAACAAUGAUAUAGCAUUAGUAGAACUUUUAUCACCAGCUAUAAUUAAUGACUCUGUCAAUGUAAUUAGUCUACCAGCAUUCACUAAUAUUGAAAGACCAAAUAAAAUGUGCACUGUUACUGGAUGGGGUCAAACAAAAAAUCAAAAUAAAGCUGAAAUUCUACAAAAAGUUAAUGUACCAAUUGUUAAUUUUGCAACAUGCAAUGGUCCUCUAUCAUAUAAAAAUAAGCUUACAAGUAAUAUGUUUUGUGCUGGUUAUAUAAAUGGUAAUUAUGAUGCAUGUGAGGGGGAUUCGGGGAGUCCACUUCAAUGCAAGAAUAAUGAUGGUGUAUGGUUAUUACAUGGAAUUACAAGUUGGGGGAUUGGAUGUGGAAAGCCUCAUAAAUAUGGCGUAUAUGUGAUUGUAAGACACUAUUUAGCAUGGCUCAAAAGUAUUAUUAAAUAUGAAACACUAAAAUGAAAUAAAAACUUUUUAUUAAAACAAGAUUAAAAAACAUUUAAAGAAAAUGUAUACUUUUAUUAUUAUUAAGUAUACAGAUCUAUAUACAUUUUAUAUAUAAAAUGCAAUGAAGGAAAGCUAAUUUGUAACAACUUAUUUUAUAUAUAAAUGUAGUAGCUAUAAAUAAAAAAUAGAACAUUU
Molecule: messenger RNA, 1103 nt
Organism: Hydra vulgaris (swiftwater hydra)
Lineage: Eukaryota; Metazoa; Cnidaria; Hydrozoa; Anthoathecata; Hydridae
Product: trypsin
Biological process (GO): proteolysis
Molecular function (GO): serine-type endopeptidase activity
Source: RefSeq, a predicted model, not a curated record